GCCCCAGGAGGAGGAGGAGGAAGAAGAGGAGGAAGAGGGAGAGGGGGGAAAGCAGAACCCGGCGCGCUGCGCCGAGGACGCACAAAGCAUUAGGAGGCAGCCGCUUUCCAAACGAAGGGAGGAAAGAGCAAGAGAAGCGAGGAAAGAGCCUUCUCCUCCUGGUUCUCCUCCAGCUUCCCCUCCAGGUUGGAAGGGCCCAUGAGUCGGCGUCGCCCCGCUCCCUCGGAUUCACCCCGCUUUGGAUCCGCGGGGAUGAAAUGGUGCUGAAAGGAGGACCGAGUUGCACCGCAUCCUUCGCCCCAUAGAAGAAGACGAAGAAGAGGAGGAGGAGGAAGGAGAGCGAUGCCGCAAGGCACGGCGGCGCCCGGAUCCGCCACUGAUCCCCGGUUACAAGCGGGAGGAUCCCCGGAGCAGGAGAUCCAGCCUCUCCUCCGCCUUUGAGAAGCGAGAGAAGCCGCCGGAGAGGAGGGCAGCGGCGUCGGGGCUGGAGCCUCCUCCCUGGGCGCCUCUGGGGCGCUCGUUUGCCUCGGAUCUCCUGCCUUCCUUGCCUGCCUGCCUCCAUCCCCGCCGCCGUUGCGUUUACUGGAUGCGUAUGAAUGAGUUCUGCACCGAAUGGGCGCAAAAAGCGCCCCAGGUCGGCGGGCUCCAUCUUCCAGAUCAGCAAAACGCCGCUGCAGGGAGGCCGGGAGGCUGAGCGCCGGGGAAGCGCCUCCGAGGGAGCCCCCAAGACCCAGAGACUGGCCCUGGACGACUGCAAGAUGCUUGUCCAGGAUUUUAACACCCAGGUGGCUCUGUACCGUGAAUUGGUCAUUUCCAUUGGGGACGUUUCCGUCAGUUGUCUAUCUUUACGUGCUGAAAUGCAUAGAACUCGAACCAAAGGAUGUGAGAUCGCCUACCAGGCACACCAAAAGCUGUCAGCAAUCUCUGGCCCAGAAGAUGGGGAAAUUCAUCCUGAAAUCUGUAGACUGUUUAUCCAGUUGCAGUGUUGCUUAGAAAUGUAUACAACAGAGAUGCUAAAAUCCAUAUGCCUACUAGGAUCGCUUCAGCUUCAUCGGAAAGGAUUGGAGUCUUGUUCAGCACCCAAGGUCAUAGACAGUAAACAAGAGGAGAGUUCAGAGGCUCCUAUUUUAGAAGACACGUCAUCUUCACCAAUAGACAUCCAGCAACAUUUAUGGCAGGUUUCCACAGAUAUUGAAAACACAGAGAGGGAUAUGAGAGAAAUGAAAAACCUUUUAAGCAAACUCAGGGAAACUAUGCCUUUGCCACUGAAAAAUCAAGAUGAUAGCAGCCUCCUCAACUUGACUUCGACUCCUUAUCCAUUAGUGCGGAGACGGAAGCGGCGAUUCUUUGGACUGUGCUGUCUUGUCUCAAGCUAGAUGACCCAAUACAAAAGUUCACAGACAAUUACAGCCAAUACAAUUUGACCUUUAUUGGGAUAAGCCUAAAUGCUCUGAGUGAUCGUGUAUGUUUUCUACACUGCCCUAAUUAUAUUUCUUCCCUCUUUUUUGAGAGUUUUACAGUUCGUUGCUGAUGAGAACCAAAUCCAGAAUCCAAUUUACCAUUCAAAUAUUUUUAAAGUUUUUUUAAUGUCAUACUGCAUGUCCACUUUAAACCAUUGUGUUAUCAGAUGCAAAUAUUAUAAUUAUGAAAUAAAACAUGCAGAGGGUUUUUAAUUUAGUGUACAAACCACCACUGAUUGUGUACAGUACAAUACUUAUGACUGUAGCUCUUGCUAGUAUGAUGUUAAACUAUUUGAACAUAAUCUAUUAAGCAAUCUUAAUCCAUAGAAAACUAUUUAGAACAGCAAACCUGUGCUCAAGUUCUAAACGGCUAAAAUAAACAGAGCCAGUAUCUUAAGAGAACAUGCACAAACUCUCCUAUUGCUUUUUGUGCUCUCAUUCAUAUUUAGUCUUCCACUCUGUAUCUCAGCUUAUACAAAUCUCCAUACAAUCUUAAUUUCUGACUCGCAAGCAACAUAACAUUAUGUUGUCCCUGUAAAUAUCAGAUCGUUCUAUCUACAUAUUGUACAAUGCAUAGAAAUAGCUGAUUUACUUUUUAACCCCUGCCUCCACAAAUGUAUCUAUUUCUAUUUUGGAAAGAAAGGACUGUAUCAUUUUAAAAAAUGGUGUAGGAAACGAUAAAAUCUACAGAUGUAAAGCAGAUUAUCCCAUUUUGUUUCCAUUAAAGGUUGAAGCAUGGUGUCUGAACAUCAACUUAGUGUUACUGCUUAUAGGGCAUGCCAGAUGUAGCUCUAAUUGUAAAAUAUUAAACAUUUUACAUUGUUAAUAAAUAUUUUUUAGUUAAAUUAAA
This is a messenger RNA of Anolis sagrei ordinatus, 2310 nucleotides long. RefSeq names its product regulator of G protein signaling 7 binding protein (gene RGS7BP). Gene Ontology annotation, biological process: G protein-coupled receptor signaling pathway. Gene Ontology annotation, cellular component: postsynapse; neuron projection; nucleus. The record is from RefSeq and is a predicted model, not a curated record. NCBI's taxonomy places the organism in Eukaryota, Metazoa, Chordata, Lepidosauria, Squamata, Anolidae.